Molecule: messenger RNA, 2478 nt
Organism: Rhododendron vialii
Lineage: Eukaryota; Viridiplantae; Streptophyta; Magnoliopsida; Ericales; Ericaceae
Product: STOREKEEPER protein-like
Exons: 1
Coding region: 102-2183 (693 amino acids)
Biological process (GO): regulation of DNA-templated transcription
Cellular component (GO): nucleus
Source: RefSeq, a predicted model, not a curated record
UGGGCCAUCCGCGGCAACAUCUCUCGAAAACCUUCGAAACCCUCCUACUACACUGCUCUCACUCCUCAAAACACACUCUCUCUCUCUCUCUCCCCUAUUCGAUGGCUCCGAGGCGAGCUCCCCUGGAAGAAGAUCCUCCUUCCGCUUCAUCAUCAUCAUCAACAUCAACAUCAACAUCAGAAGAUGACCAACCCACCGACAACGAACAAGAAGAAAACCAUAAUCAAGAACUACCCAAAGAAACAGCAGAAUCUGAAUCGUCUGAAGACGAAGAUGAAGAAGAAGAAGAGGUAAAGAACAACAAACCCUAUGUCCAAAAACCCACUCCAACAACCACCGCCACAAAAACCCCACAACCCAACUCGCCGUCGGACUCCGACUCCGAAACCCGCUCGGCCCAACCCUCUCCCACCGCCUCCGAUUUCACCAUCAAGCCCAUCGCUUCCAAGCCCAUGGAAAACCCCAAGAAACCCACCUCUAAUCCCUCUGCCAAACGCCCCGUUACAGAGACUGAUGAAAAGAAUCCCAAGAAAAAGGCCAAGGUUGAGGAGGAGGAGGAGGAGGUGGAGGAGAAGAAGAAGUCCGGUGGCUCGGUUAAUCGGUUGUGGAGCGAGGAUGAUGAGACUGUAUUACUUAAGGGGAUGGCUGGCUUCCAGUCGAAGAAAGGGGCGGACCCAUAUUUGCUCACGGGUGAGUUUGACGAGUUUAUUAAGAAAUCGCUUAGUGUCGAAGUUUCGAGGAGUCAGUUGAUGGAUAAGGUUAGGAGGCUGAAGAAGAAGAAGGAGAUCAAUGCUGGGCAGGGGGAGAAGGGGGCGGACCCGGUUUUUUCGAAGCCCCAUGAGCACAAGUGCUUUGAGCUUUCGAAGAAGGUAUGGGGUGGUGGAAAGGACAGUAGUAAUGGAGUUGAUGAGAAUGGGAAGAGUUGGAAUGAGAGAGCGAGGAAGACGGUUAAGCUGGAAGAUUCUGUAGCUUUGCAGCCUAAAGAGAAUGGGAAAGGGGUUGGUGGGUUGAAAGAGGGAUUCAAAGGAGAGAUGAAGGGCGUGAAGGUUGAUGAGAUCUUUGUACAAUCGGAUCUUCAUCCGGGUCGACCGGAAAAACCCAAGAGAAGGACUAGAGAGGAAAUGGCGGCUGAUUUGAAAACCAAUUGGGAAGCGAAGAUGGCGGCGAGGGGCUUCAAGAGUGAGAGGCGAGUCCACGCGAUGAGUUUGGGCAAGGACAGUGCUAGCAUUCAGCAAAUCACCAAACGAGGUUUGAAUUUCUGGACUCGUUCUCUUGACGGUUAUAAUGCUAAGGGGGUUAUUGAAUUUUAUCAGAAAAUGAAUAUUGAGAAUGUGUUGGCCACCGGUAAAAUUACUUCGAAAGUAGCCAACAAGGUUAUUGAGGUGGAUGCCUGUACAAUAGCUAAAUAUUUGAAGUAUAUCAGGCCCGCUCCGGAAGUCACCAACUAUCCUCAACCCGAGCCGAUUGACCCAGAUGACAUAAACCAAGCCCUUUACACUAAUCCCAACGAUGCAAGUCUUCCGCACAAACCGGGGAAGUUUAGAGAUGUUUACCGUGUGUUGAACCAAGCUUUGCAUUACAAUCUCUAUCCCCGUGGGACAGAGAGUAAGCCUUCGAAGAAAAGCGCGGAGUUGUUGUAUGUGUUUAUGCAUGACAACUAUGUGAUGGAUUGGGCGAAGUGCAUUUUUGAACAAUUGGUGGAUUUUAAAGGCAAUACUAUCGGCUCGGCCCGUAUGCCAUUCCCGUGCAUGAUCACUGGAAUUUUGAAAGACCAAGGAGUGCGCGGGUCACAAUAUGCUAAAUUGGACCAACCUUCCCCGGGGGACAUUACUCUUUCUGUUUUGGAGAAGAGCAAGUCCCAAUCCAAAGCUUCUGGGGCAGGCCCGUCGGUUCCCGCUCCCCCCAAAGGAUCCUUGUAUACGAUGCCCAGACCUAGAGCUCCGCUGGAAAGUUGGUUGAGGAAGAUCUUUUGCCAAAAUGUGGCCAUCUUGAAAAUGCAAAAGAGGGAUUGGAAGGAGAGGAAGAAGAUGAUGAAGGAGAUUGGGAAACUCCAAGGCGAGUUGAGCUGGCACACGUGCUACAUUGCAAGCACUACGGAUGAGAGGUACGAGGCACCUCCGGAAGUUGAGGUGGCCAAUAGCAGUGAGGAGGGAGAAGGGAAUGAGGAGGAGGAGAAUGAGUGAGGAGGCCUCAUGGUAGUGAAGUUAGAAAAUCCUCAAACUUGGUCGGGGUAUUGGGUGGUUGACAUUCCACCCCCUUUCUUUCCGUUUGUCUAGUCUAACUUUAAUUAGUAGUUGUUUAUUGGUAGUCGUAUUAUGUUUUUGCUAUGGCCGGCAUGUGCCUUUGACUUGGUAGCUUUUGUGUCGGUGGCGGUCAAGGGGUAGUUAUCCGAGCAAGUAUAUGGCCGUCACCCUUUUUGUUAACUUUCUUUUGAAACCAUGGUCAUUAUAUGCUUAUUAAGUCCUUAGUUGAUCCUUA